GUUUUCAGCUGCCCCCAGCUGCUCUGCAAGGCUCCGUUCUCUGAGCUCCCUCGCCCCUGGAAGGUGAUAACCGCAAAAAGGAGGCUAACAGUUUCUUCAGUGGGGGCUUCGGAUGACAUCAUAUCCUCAGUCUGCAGCCGGCGAAGGGCCCAGUUUCCUCACCCACCACGCCCCCCCGUUCCUGGGCCCCUCCCUUAGCGCCCUAGCUUGACCUAAGCUGCUGGUGGGAGCACACCAUGGCCUCGCGGGUGACCUGCUUUCUCUCGCUGACCCUGCUGCUGAACGCCUUCGCUGGGCUCCAGGGUUCGAAAUCCUUUCAAAUGUCGCCUCCGCAUGCGGUCGCGGAACGUGGCGAGAACGUGAAGCUGAUAUGCAAAGUGCUGUUGUCCACUUCGCAAGGAUGCUCUUGGCUCUUCCAGAAGCGGGGCGACGGACUUGCACCCACCUUCCUCAUCUAUCUCUCUUCGACCCGGAAAAAAUCGAAUGACAACCUAAAUUCAAAUCAGAUCUCUGGCGAGAAGAAUGGUGACGAGUACACCCUCACCCUGAGCAAGUUCAGCGAGGAAAACCAAGGCUACUAUUUCUGCUCUGUCACAAGCAACUCAGUGGUGUACUUCAGUCCUCUCGUGCAGGUCUUUCUGCCAGAGAAGCCCACCACGCCAGUGGCGCGACUACCCACACCAGUGCCCACUACCGGGACAUCCCGGUCCCAGCGACCAGAAGCUUGCCGGCCCGGGGCGGGCGUUUCAGUGAAGAAGAGCGGAUUGGACUUCGACUGUAAUAUCUUCAUCUGGGCACCCUUAGCCGGAAUCUGCGGGGUCCUUCUGCUGUCCCUGGUCAUCACUCUCAUCUGCUGCCACAGGAACCGAAGGCGUGUUUGCAAAUGUCCCAGGCCCCUGGUCAGACAAGGAGGCAAGCCCGGCCCUUCAGAGAAAUUCGUGUAAGAUGACGUCAGAGACCUCUUCAUGCAAGAGAUCGAGCCCUCCUUUCCAGUAUUUCCCACCUUCCUAUAUAUUGUUCUCUGUAUUAUUUUAGUGGGGUGGGGUGGGUGGGAGCAGUUUCUUUUCUUUAUAAAUUCACUUUGACACAAAACAAGACCACAUAAGUCUACAGGACACAAGGGUGUCAGCUCUAUUGUUGCGUGCACAGAAUGGGGUGGAAAACUGUAACAGCAGAGCUUACUGAGUUCUCGGGGUUAGGGGAUGAUCGGCACCCACUUGAUGAUCUAAAUGCCCUGUCUGCCCAUUAUACAGAAGAGGCUGAAGGUCAGAGCUAGGGACGGCAGGAUCUGUGGGCCAGGAGAGAACCCAUGCUGGAGGAACCCUCACCAGCUGGGGAACUUGCUCCGUACCCUGAGCUCUCUAUUCAGGGCUGUGCCUGUGUAGUGUGUAGGCUGUGUAGUGGUGUGCGUGUGCCUCAAACCACAAGAGAGCGAGCAGUGUCACCUGUGACCUGCUCAGCGCUGGCCAUGAGCACAGACGUCACAGUCAGGAGAGGAGGACUACCUUUAUGCACCUGAACAUCAGCGCUCCUUGUAAGGCGGUCCAAACUCCUACAAGUCAAGGGGUAUAGUCAGCCCUGGAAAACAGCUCCCUCUGUUUGCUGAAGACCGCCUCUGUGAGAUUCCUGUGGAACUGUGACUGCCUCAGCCCUUGCACCACAGAGGGUGAGGUUUUACGAGUACGAUUUGUGCAUCAGAGCAGCUGUAGACAGGCUCUCCCCCAUUUCUAAACAUCUAGACUGGGAUGUGCUCGUGGGGUCACGGACAUGUUUAUACUUCCCAAGAAUCCUUGGAGAGCACUCUUUGGCAUCCCUGGAAGACAGAUGUGCGGAUGAGGCAGGGUAGGCUUGAGGAAAGAGGCUGGCUGUCAAGACUACUGCCCCAGGGUGAAUUUCCUCUCACAGUAUUAUAUAAGCAACAGAUGUUAUGGAAUAAAAAACCUGAAGGAACUAGGAGUCACCCAUAUCUGAUUAUUUCCUAUGCAUAUAUAAGUAAGAAAAAUAUACACCUUGGGUUUUAAAAUGGGAUUAUACCACACUUUUUGUAAGUGGCUUUAGUAAAUAAACAUAGUAUCAUUUAAUG
Peromyscus maniculatus bairdii (prairie deer mouse) is the source of this 2083-nucleotide messenger RNA. It is a transcript of the gene Cd8a, whose product is annotated as CD8 subunit alpha. The record is from RefSeq and is a predicted model, not a curated record. NCBI's taxonomy places the organism in Eukaryota, Metazoa, Chordata, Mammalia, Rodentia, Cricetidae. Gene Ontology annotation, biological process: T cell mediated immunity; cell surface receptor signaling pathway; cytotoxic T cell differentiation. Gene Ontology annotation, cellular component: external side of plasma membrane.